AAGAAACUUGUUCAUGCAGAAGACCCAUUUAAUGAUGAGCGUAAGGAGAGGCAAGAAGUGGAGAUGUUGGCUAAGAAGUUUGAAAUGAAAUAUGGUGGGAAAGCCCGUAAACACCGGAAGGAUCGACUUCAAGAUUUAAUUGAUAUAGGCUUUGGCUAUGAUGAGACAGAUCCGUUUAUUGAUAACUCAGAGGCCUAUGACGAAUUAGUCCCUGCUUCUCUAACAACAAAAUAUGGAGGCUUCUACAUCAACACUGGUACUCUUCAGUUUCGCCAAGCUUCAGAUACUGAAGAAGAUGAUAUUACAGAUAACCAAAAGCACAAGCCACCCAAGGUUCCCAAAAUAAAAGAAGAUGAUAUUGAGGUAAAAAAGAGGAAGCGGAAAGAGGAAGGGGAAAAAGAGAAGAAGCCAAGGAAAAAAGUACCCAAACAACUAGGAGUUGUGGCUCUCAAUUCCCACAAAUCUGAAAAAAAGAAGAAGCGAAAUAAAGAUUCCCUUUAUUUGGCUGCCAUGAUACGAAAAUUUCAAAAAGAGAAGGAUGCUUUAAAGAAGGAAUCUAACCCUAAAGUCCCAGUGACCCUACCAACGUCCUCUGUAACUAAGCCCUCUUGUGCUGCCACAGCCGUGGGGGAUGACAUCCCAGACUUAAGUUUGAACAGUGCUGACCCAGACCUCCCUAUUUUUGUUAGCACAAAUGAACACGAAUUGUUUCAGGAAGCUGAAAAUGCCCUAGAGAUGCUAGAUGACUUUGACUUUGACAGAUUACUGGAUGCUGCGUCUGAUGGUAGCCCCCUCUCUGAGUCAGGGGGAGAAAAUGGAAACGCCACCCAGCCCACCCUCACCGCUCAGGUUAUGCCCAAGGUGGUACCUACACUUCCAGAUGGUCUACCUGUGCUCCUUGAGAAACGCAUUGAGGACCUUCGUGUAGCUGCCAAACUUUUUGAUGAAGAAGGAAGAAAAAAAUUCUUCACACAAGAUAUGAAUAAUAUUCUUCUGGACAUCGAGUUACAGCUACAAGAACUAGGCCCUGUCAUUCGUAGUGGUGUCUACUCCCAUCUUGAAGCAUUUGUGCCAUGCAAUAAAGAAACACUGGUAAAACGUCUAAAGAAGUUACAUCUUAAUGUCCAGGAUGAUCGUUUAAGAGAACCUCUGCAGAAAUUGAAGUUGGCUGUUAGCAACGUCAUGCCUGAACAGCUGUUCAAAUACCAGGAGGACUGCCAGGCUCGCAGUCAAGCCAAGUGUGCCAAGUUGCAAGCAGAUGAAGAACGGGAAAAAAAUGGAUCUGAAGAUGAUGACGAUGAGAAACCAGGGAAACGAGUCAUAGGCCCACGAAAGAAAUUCCACUGGGAUGAUACCAUUAGGACUUUGUUAUGUAACCUUGUUGAGAUCAAAUUGGGAUGUUAUGAAUUAGAGCCAAAUAAAAGCCAGUCUGCUGAGGAUUACCUUAAAUCCUUCAUGGAAACAGAGGUGAAGCCGCUGUGGCCAAAAGGCUGGAUGCAGGCCAGAAUGCUUUUUAAGGAAAGCCGGAGUGUACAUAAUCAUCUUACUUCUGCCCCGGCAAAGAAAAAGGUGAUUCCUGCAUCAAAACCCAAAGUCAAGGAGGUGAUGGUAAAGACCCUUCCUGUUCGUUCUUUCCCCACUAUGCUGAAGGAGUGUAGCCCAAAGAAAGACCUGAAGGCUCCCGUCUCUCUGGCUUCCGUUGGCGGUCCUUCCACAAGCUCCAGCACAGCCAUCACUGCAUCGGCUAGCCCCAGCUUAGCGCCCGCCCAGGAAACCAUCUGCCUUGAUGACUCCCUCGAUGAAGACCUUGCUUUCCACUCAUCGUCCCUGGAUCUCGUCUCGGAAGCUUUAGCCGUCAUCAACAAUGGGAACAAAGGCCCCUCCGUUGGCUCAAGGCUAAAUGUGCCAGCUACAAAGCCUCGUCCAGCACUGAGAGAAGACAAACUAGCGAGUAUCAUGAGUAAAUUACCACUGGCUGCUCCCAAAAGACUAGAUGCUACUCAGACUGCACACUCAUCAAGUCUCAUUGCUGGUCACUCAGGGCCAGUACCAAAGAAACCCCAGGAUUUAGCUCAUACUGGCAUUUCUUCAGGCCUUAUUGCUGGUUCUUCAAUUCAGAACCCUAAAGUUUCCUUAGAACAUUUGCCAGCCAGGCUACUCCAGCAAGGACUACAAAGGUCCAGCCAGAUACAUGCUUCUUCCUCUUCACAGACUCAUGUCUCAUCCUCCCAAGCCCAAGUUGCUGCCUCCUCUCAUGCUCUGGGAACAUCAGAGGCCCAAGAUGCUUCUCCGUUAACACAAGCAACAAAGGUGCACCAGCACUCAGCUGUCCAGCAGAACUAUGUGUCUCCAUUACAAGCCACCAUUAGUAAAUCACAAACCAACCCAGUGGUGAAGUUGAGUAAUAACCCCCAACUUUCCUGUUCAUCCCAACUACUCAAGACUUCAGAUAAGCCACUGACGUAUCGCCUCCCUUUGUCUACCCCGUCACCUGGAAAUGGUUCUCAGGGGCCCCACCCCCUGGUUUCUAGGACAGCAUCGAGUACCACUACCUCCAGUAACUAUUUAGCCAAGGCUAUGGUGUCACAAAUCUCCACGCAGGGUUUCAAAUCUCCCUUCUCAAUGGCUGCAUCUCCCAAACCUGCCGCAUCUCCCAAGCCUUUGCCCUCACCUAACCCCUCCGCAUCACCCAAGCCCUCUCUGUCAGCUAAGCCUUCAGUACCAACUAAACUUAUUUCUAAAUCCAACCCAACUCCCAAGCCUGCUGUAUGCCCAACUUCCUCCAGUCCAAACACACUCGUAGCCCAGAGUAGCCACUCCACCAGUAACAACCCUGUCCACAAACAGCCCAGUGGAGUGAACAUCAGCAGACAGUCACCCACUCUGAAUUUGUUGCCCUCAAAUCGCACUUCUGGCCUUCCAUCUACAAAAGCUCUUCAGGCCCCUUCUAAACUAACAAACUCAUCAUCCACUGGAACUGUUGGGAAGAACAGCCUGAGUGGAAUUCCAAUGAAUGUACCUGCCAGCAGAGGUAGCAACCUUAACUCAAGUGGAGCUAAUAGGACUAAUCUAUCUGGGGGAACAGGAAGUGGAACACAGGGUGCUACUAAACCGUUGUCUACUCCACACAGACCAACCUCUGCCUCAGGGUCUUCAGUGGUCACAGCCAGUGUGCAGUCCACAGCAGGAGCACCAGUAUUGGCUAAUGCCUCACCUCUGACUCUCAUGACAUCACCUUUGUCUGUAACCAAUCAAACUGUGGCUCCUUUUGGGAUGCUGGGUGGCCUUGUUCCCGUGACCAUGCCCUUCCAGUUUCCCUUGGAGCUGCUUGGCUUUGGAACGGACACAGCUGGAGUGACAACCACCUCGGGAUCUACCUCAGCCGCUUUCCAUCACAGCCUAACUCAGAAUUUACUAAAGAGUUUACAGCCAGGAACUCAGCAUGCAGCAACACUUUCCCACUCUACUCUGCCUACACACUUACAGCAAGCAUUUAAUGAUGGAGGCCAAAGUAAAGGGGACACUAAGUUACCACGGAAAUCUCAGUGACUUCCCGGCCAUCAAGAGAGGAAUCCUUUGGCUGACUAUUGGGACCGACCUGAUGGGGAGUCUGAUGUGGUCACAGGGCUGCUGCUUCUGUCCAUGUUUACAAUCUCGUCCCAAGCACUGUGGUGAGGAGGAAAAGGAAAGAAAAUGUUACUUGAGUAAAACCAGGUGCAGGAGGAAGAAAUGCUUUUGUGCAAAAUUAGUGACCUUUGGUCUCUCAAAGUUCCCAUGUUAACCUGCUUCAAAGAGACUCAGCUGUCAAACCCACAGAAGUAUAAAUUUGAUUUAUUUUUUUUUUAAAACCUGGGGAGAAAGAAGGAAGUUGAGAGGAUUUGGGUAAAUGGCCAUCCAUCCUGGGGGUUGGAUCUGAACACGCGACAUAUAAGUGCAUAAUAAAAGCAACUAAAAGUAGAAUUAGCCCAGUUUGAGGAGAAUCAGUCAUGUCUGUGUAGUGGACAGAUUUGCCACAGUCAAUCGCACAAUGUUCUCCAGACAGUAGCCGAAGAAUACUGUACCCUCAAAUGUCCUGAGCAAACUUGAAUCUUCUCCAGUAUGUAGCAGUUCCCAGUGUAAGACUGAAGAUGCUUCAGCAAAGUUGCUGUAGCACAGUGAUAAAUAUCACUAUAUCUUCUAGAUUUUUAAAGUCAGGAAAAUGAGCCUGUUGCUCUUAACAGACAAAAUGUAGAUAAUCCCCUUUUUGUAAAAGGGUCUAUUUCAUCCUCCAUUCAGAAGUAGGUACUCAACUCCUUUCUGCAGCUGACUUGUCAUCUGGUAUUGACUGGUUAGUAUUUAUUUCUAGUCCUGGUGUGCAAGAGUGAGUGCUUGCAUUUUCUCUUGAUACAUGGGGUCUUUGGUGUUGGGCUGCUCGCUGCUUUGCUGCUCUGCUGCAGAUCUCCCUUGUGACCUGCCAAGAACUGCAGAUGCCCAGUUCCCUCACUGCACAGUGCUCUUCACCACUGGUCCUCAGGUGAUUAGAGCUGUUGAUGGAGAGUGCACAGCAUCUGUGUGUUUGUGGGUCACCCAGAUGGCAGAUGCAUCGCUGUGUACUGUUGAAAGGGGUGAAGUCCCGUGGGGAUGCUGUGCACAAGGGACCACCUUCAUAACUGUCACAGUGCAGCUCUAUGUCCCAUAUCCUUUGCAGGAAAAAUGUUUGCAGCAUUUGGAAUCUGAAGGUCUUACUAGAAUUUACUCAAUGUUGAUGUUCAAGUGAGCCUACAGAUAGUUAAGAUUCCUUAAUUCUGGUUGCUGUAUGUGAAUAGAGUCAACGAAGGAUAUGAAGGGAUAAAUACACAAUUCUCUUUGAAUACUUUUUAUUUUGCCUCAACUACAUUGUGGUGUCCCCUGAAUUUUAAACUUUGGAGUAUUUUCAAUUUAUCCAAGAAUAGUGUAAGCUCUAAGUGAUACAAGUUUAGUUUGUGAGAUGACAGACUAGCCUGGUAAUAACAAGAUUGCUUUCAUAUUCUCAUUACAUAUUACCAUGUAACAUUAAAUUUAUACAGACAAGAGUGUUAACCAGACCCCAUUUUCCUUUGAUAAGCAAAAGUCCCAAGAAGCCUCUAGGACUAUAAUAACCAACCACAGAUCUGCUUGGAUUUUUAUGCCUAUAAAUUGACUUCAAAGUCAAAUUGGCAUGCUUUAUAGCAAGAAGUCAAUGAACAACUGAAAACUUUAGUUCCAAGAACUUGUUACAGUAAGGGAAAAUGAUUGUACAGAAGAACCAUUGAAGCUGGGUAUACUGGCUCAUGCUUGUAAUCCCAAUACUCAGGAGGCUGAGGCAGGAAGAUCUCAGGUUUGAGGCUAGCGUGGAGGAUAUAGCAAGACCCAGGCUAGUCUGCAUUGGGCUGACAAUGAGACCCUGUCUCCAAAAAAAAGGAAACAAAGGAGAAAAGGAAAAGAAUCAUUGGUAUAAUUUCUUGACUGUAGUAAUUUAGUUUACCAAUAAAACAAAUAUGGAUGCUAUGUGAGCCCUGGUAGAUAAUUGGAAAGAUACAGGGACAUAGCAGAGAGCUUUGACUUGAAUUUAGCAUGUUAAGUUUCAUUUGAAAGGUCUCUUAGAGAAGCUUACUCAGCUCUUGGCUUACUCUAGCACCAGGUGACUUCUUUUCCAACAUGCCUGCUAAUACUGCCUGGGCUGCUGUUUUGGGGGUGUGUUUAGGAAGGUGGCCUUGGGCUUCAUUUCCUCUUCCCAGGGAGAAGUCAGUGCAUAUUAGUCUCUCUUCCUGCUGAUACCUGUGUGUUUAUGUGUUUACAUAGACACGGUCAUAUAAAUCAAUUGCUAUUAAAAGACAUAAUAAUUCUGAACCAUGCUAUAUGAAGGCCCCUGAUGGUUCUUUGCCAUCAUUAGAAAAGAACAAGAUUAGUAAUUCUCUUUCCUGUGUCUUUUUAUAAAAUUACCUGAAGCCCUGGGCUCUGAGAAUAUAAGACGUAAAGUUUAUUCUGUUCUUACGAGUCUUGAUUCCCUAAGGACUGCUGUAAGACUCCCCACUUCAGCAACCUUCCAUGUUAUACAGAUAAAUCAGAGUCCUUUCUACAUGUAAAUACAUUUCUUUCUAUAUCAUAGCAUUGAAAAUGGUGUCCAUACUUUAUGGUUACCUGUCUUUACACUUUUUAUUACUAAGAACAAGCAUAUAAGUUGGUUAUUUUUUAACAGAGACUUGCAACUCAUACUGUAUUUUUGCACUUAAAGUCAAAUUAUGUUAUUUUUCAAAUGGUGAAUAACUGGAAAGGUUAUCUGUAGAGCAAUGUGUAUCGCUAAAGAACAUUAGCAACAUCCAAAUGCAGAAGAAAAUCAGCACACUUAGAUCCCACUCAUGGGUACUUGAUUCAGGAAGAUGAAGCUAUUUGUUUCCAACUGUCUUACAUUUGAAAUUGCCUUCACUGAUGUAUAAGCUGUUACUGUACAUACAAGGUGAUCCUCAGUAUUCACAAGCAAUAACAGUCAGCAGAGCUGUCUGCUGGACCUCAGUUGGAGACUGUUUGGGAGCAAAGUGUCAAGCUCAUUCAGAGCCUCGGAAAUAAAUGCAAGCAAUAAUUUCUGUUAAAAUUAAAUAUAUUAAUUCUCAUGCUUCUGAGAACAGAGUGAGAAAUCAUGAUUUUAAAACAUUCUGGAGAAAAGAUUUGGAGAAAAGAAGCCAAGUUUUUCUGUAGUAACAUGCUUUGAAGAAAUCAAGCCGAUUCAAUUAGUCCAUUUUUUCAUGCCCACCACCCCUUUGAUGGAUGUUAUUAGCCUAAAUUAUAUUGUUUUGUGUCAUAGACACUGAAUAAGGCUUAUUUGGGUCCCAACACUGGGAAAAGAACUGGGCAUAUACCUGUUUGAAGACUGUGGGUUUGACACCUGCUUGGAAACAGCUUAUUGGAACUGAUCUUAACCCAGGAUAUUUUUUCCCAAAGCAGAUCUAAAUUGUUUACUAUGCAGAGAUGGAAAGGGCAGACACCCUCUUCUCUCUCCUCUGGUUGCCCGCUCCUGCAGCCCUUUCCACCUCUACUUGUUCAAGACUUUCUGAAAUGAAAAUUCUACUGUUAUUGCAACUGCCAUUGGUUUUGAGAACUCUGUCCUUUGGGAUCGUCCCUAGAACUCAUUAUCUGUCCUACUUGCUGCUACAUUUGGAAAAUGACUUUGCCUGUGUUGGUUGACUUUAACUUCUCUAUUUAUAGGAGAGUUUGUCAUGUACUUUGACCCCUGUGUAGAACUAGGGUACUUUACUUUAGGAGUGUACUAUGAAAGCACACUGGUCCUUGUAUUGUUAUUGUUACUUAGGUUUUGAAUUUGUUUCCUCUGUUUGUUGGUUUUUGUUUUGUUUUUCAAAUUGAAAAAUAGAAUAAUGACAAAACCCUGUACUCCAGGCCAAACUUGAGAGCUGUCGGGUGCUUCAGCAAGAGUGCCUCUGCUGACCCAGCGCUCUCUAAAGGCACUUUGACUUUUAGUUGUACAUGUGUGACGUUUUGUUUGUUUUAGCUUUGGGGGUGCUUUUGGUUUUGUAAAAACAAAGCAGAAAAGAAGUGCAGUAGUAGAUAAAUGAUCACAAACAUGUUAUGCAAUUUUAUUUUAUAAAAUUUUAAAGGAAAAGUUUAACUCCUUGUAAAUAAUUUCUUAUCUCUGGUAAAAUGCUUAUAUUACUCCUCUAAAUCAUGCUCAAUUCAGGCCUUUGUCUUUGUUAAGUGCCUUUUAUUUCUUUCUUUUUCUCCCCUCUUUAGAAACUUUUCAGACACCCUCAAGUACAUACUGAUAAGUCAGGGGAUUCAGGAGAAAGAAUCUCAGACUUGCCAAAAUCAUGUCAUGUUACAAUAAUCUCCCUUCUGCUUUGUCUGUGUGGAUACAAGAACGAGUCGCACAGUGUGUGUAUAGAACCAGGAACAGCUGUUGCAUGGCAGUCUUUCUAAGCACUGCCCUUUUGACACUGCAGACCUUCUACCUUGUUUAUUCCAUUGCUUUGGGUUGAUUCAGAUAGGCAGGUCGGGAAGUAGUCUUUGCACAUGAUGCUGGCUUCCCCUUCUGAAUAUCUGUAAAAGUAAGUGUGUGUGUGUGAGUGUGUGUAUUUAUAGGGCAUUAUAUAUACGUGUUGGUUAUUGCAAGCAUAAUAAACUUGGUGGACUCAUUGACUAUUUCUGGAUGUAAUCCACUUCUCUCUACCCUUCAAAUUUGGCAGAAGUAGUGUGUUAGGAAGCAUCAGAAUAACAAGAGCAUCUUGUGGAUCAAUCUGAUAUGGUGCCCUAUGCAGACAAGAUUAAACACAUGGAGGGCUAGAGCUAGAACCUUGAAGGUAGUACCUGAACACAAUUUGAAGGAAGUUAGCACCUAUGUCAUUAUUAAAAGGUGUUUUCUUCUGGAAAUAUUAUCUUUAAGAAAUCAUAGAGCUGAAUACCUUUUAAAACUUAAACUUAGAUUUUAGAUAAUGAGGAAACACUCAUCUGCAACAUACUUGAGAGAUUUUCAUUCUGUUUAUUUUCCAGAUGAUUAGAUUUUACUCUGAUUUCAUGAUCAUUUAAACAUCUUAGCAAAAUAACAUUAAACUUUCAGAUUUAUUUUAUUUAAAUGUGACACAUUGAAAGAGACUUAAAUUGAACCAAUUCUCUAAACAGUACAAAUAUAUCUACAAAGGACCCCACUUAAGUAAAAUUUUAAUUGGAAAAGGACACUGGUAGCUAAAAGAAGCAGCUCCUGGUAGCAGAGCUGUCAGAGUCAGGCAGCUAGGAUCAGUAGUGAGUGUUAAUUCCUAAACUACUUUAUCUAGGGGGAUAUCACUUAACCUUCGUGCCUCAGAUUGCCCAUGAGACAUUUGGGUAUAAUAAUAAUAGCCUACCUCCCAGGGAAUAUCAGAGACUUUACUAUUUCAAAAAUAUUUUGAGUUUUUCUAGAACAUCCUAUAUAAUUAUAGUAUUAUCUUCCUGCAGAGGUUGAAAAACAAAUGUUUUCCUUAUAGUGGAUAUAAAGAGCACCCUAUGGUCUUUAUGUUUUAAAAAAAAUCACUGGAAUUUAAUUUAGAUACAUAUUUGAUAUUUAAACAUACCAUAUUUGUAGUGUAGUAGAAUUAUUAGUUUCAGAUUAAAUCAAAGGAGAUGACACUAACUUUCUUAACUACCAAUAGAUUUUUUUUUUUAAAGCUUUUAUGAUGUUAUUACUUGUGUGAAGUUUUUGAAGGUUGUGAAAGUAAAGUUAGAUAAAGUUUGGAUUACUGAUGAAUGAUCCUGAAAGGUUAUAACCUCCCUCUUCUACCUUCUGAAUCUAAUUUCCUUGUAGUACUUGCUUGGUUUUUUCCGUCUCUAAGAGUAAAUCAGAGCCUGCCUGAUGCUCCUGUGUCUAGGUUUAUUCCGCUUUGCCCUGGGGGAUGGGGCAGGCCUACACCUAGGCAGCUGUGUAUACUUUUAAAUUUGCUGUUCAUGCUUCUUCAGCCCAUGAGCGAGUGGGAGCGAUCAGCUGCUCAGGUUGUAGGAAAAGGAGAGAAGGAUGACAGCUGUGGCAAAGGAGAGAGGUCGGGGCAGGAGGGAAAGAAACAUGAUUCCCCUCGCUCCUGGGAGGAGGUCAAGAUCAUUGUAUCUCACCUUCCAUUUGUGCAUACAAUGUUUCUCGUUAAAGCAACAGGAACAAAUGGAUGCUGCAGUUUUUGUUAGAGCUAAGUAGUGUGUGAGAGAGAGUAUGAGUGAGUUUAAAUUACAGCACAUAUUCAGGGUCAGCAAAGAGUGCAGGGUGUUGAGGAACAAUUACCCAGCUCAAGUGAGUUAGGAGAGAGCACUAGGCCUAAGCAGCCAGCACAUCUGGGCUGAUCCCAGAACUGGCUCAGACCUGGUCAUUCUCUAGUCCUAGAAGGUUUUCUGGUGGUGGUGGUUGUUUUCCUAAAAUCACUUUUGGGAUUUUUGGUUUUUUUCCCCCCUCCUCCAGAUCAGGCCUUAGUUCAUAGUCACUAAGGAUCAGCUGUGCACAUAAACAUACUCUGUUUUCCACAUUUCUGUCUUGUUCCAUUCUUCAUUAACAAUUGUUAAGAUUUCAACCCAAAGUAAUAAAGUUUAGAGGUUUUGCUGAAUGUGUGUGCGUUUCUCUGGGGAAGAGUAACCACAGCCUAAAAUAAAUAUGUUGUCUGUGUUCAUCUGCCCUAGAAUGUGAACUUUACAUAACAAGCUAGCUGAAGAUCCUUUUGCCUAUGCAGACCUAGAGUUAGUGUAGUGGAUCAUGUUUGCACUUUUAUGAAGUCAUCCAGUGUAAUUCUGAGAAGUUGAGUGUUUUUGUUGACAGAACUCAAAUGCUGACUCAAGCUCUCACUGAAAACAGCUUCAAAUAUUAGUGUUGAAUUCUUCAUUUUUUUUAGUCUUUGUUCUUGCCUUUGGGGUGGAGCUCUAAAGUUAGCCACUUGCUCCUCUACAGUGUGAGUUGCUUGUUGUUAGAUCUAGGGAGGAAAGGUGUAUUGUUCCCACAUCCUCCUCUCCCUCCUUUUUCCAUCUGUCCUCUGUUCCCAUCACAUACACAGUGAUGGGAUGCUUUACAUUUUAGCAGAGAACAAAAGCAUACGUCACUGUUAGGGUGACCAGCCUGAUGCUAAAUGACACUUUCCUCAUGCACACUCAAGUACCAUUUGCUUUAAAGUGAUUAUUUGUGAUCUCCCUGUGUUGUGAUGUUUCCACUUCUCCUGUUUCCUGUGUAUUUCCAUUUCCUAGUAGUUGCUAUUCAAACUUUGUGUAGUUUUUACAGUGUUACCCAAACUGGUCUGGAACACAUUUGACGUCUCAGUAGUACAAUUAAGGUUCUAUACAUAGUCCAGAACUUGCAGAUUAUUGAUGGUGGGGACUUUUCCUCUUCUCACUUAGAUUAAAAAAUAGAUCUCAUAGGCUGAGGGUGUAGCUCAGUGGUAGAGCUCUUGCUCUGCAUGUGCAAAGCCUGAAGCAAAACAACAAUAAAUAGAUCACAUUUUUACAUAAUACCUGUACUUUUCAAGAUUUGUCAAAAAGAAAUAAGCUCUUCAUUAGGAGUUCAUAAUAGUCCGGCUUGCUUGUUUUCUGUGUCUCACCGAGAACAGAGCUCUUUUGCUAAGGUCUGUCUGAGCCAAGCAGACCAUUGAAUCCUUAGCCCCAAUGUUAAGUUCCUCAGAAAACUCAUUUGGCCCUGACUUUGCUACAGUUACAUAAUUUUGUUUUACCCUGCCUGAGUUUGGUGUUGGAUGCUUGGUGGUAGAGCUCUGGCUGACAUCAGAUAAGAUGGCUUACCCGAGAUAACCUGAAAGUCAACAGCUCCAUCUGUCUUCAGAGUACAUUUAGGAAUAGACAGCAACUAAGACUAACCAUUGCCUGCAUGACAACUUGUGCUUAAAGUUUUGCAAUCAUACUGUAUUUUCUGUACUUACGACCAUAAACAAUUUCCUCUCUCGCUUUCCUCUACCGUUUGCAGAAACCUUAUAUGCACUGUCAGAAAAUUGCUUUUUCCCCACACACUGGCAAAAUUACCAAAAACUAGCAAAAAUUUGCCCAAUUUUAGCUAGGAACAUAAAAAGGAAAAUAAAUUUGUCAGUUGAUGAAAGUGUUUGUUUUAAAUGGUUAGAGUGUUGAGCCAGCUUUGGUCGGCUUUCUUGACAUUUUGGCUCUGCCUCCAUAAUGGAUUAUAUACACUUUCUUGACGUGGGAUCAUCAAGGGCCUUCUCCCAGUAGAGGUUGGUUUCCCUCCCACACAGCUUCCUCUGAUUCUUUCAUAGUUAGCAUCCACAGAGCCAAGCUUUAUAGUGAUCUGUUGUCAACUAUCAUUGAAAACUAUCUGACUCUAGGAAAUACUGGAGUACUAAACUGUUCUUGGAGGAGAGCCUCCCCAAGGUUUCUCUGGUUAAACAGUGUCAGACUUCAAGGAGAGGAAAAGAAAUCUCUGGCUGGUGAAAAUUUUGCCCCCUAAAUAAUAACGUUAUUAAGUCUAACCUAGGUGAUUAAGAGAUGGAUGUUUUCUCUCUUUGCUUGUGAGCAAGGUUUAUAAUUUUAAGAAUUACUGUGGAACUGCAAACCUAUUUGCUAUAACUGGAAAACAAGAGUCUGAAUUUUAGUCUGGUGAAGCACAUAUUUCCAACUCAAAGUUUAGAUAAGGGGAGACUGUGGUUUAGUAGCAGAAGGAAAAAUGAUUAUUUAUACCAUGAGUGUCCACUCUGCAGAGCUGCUUCCCACCAGGGAACCAGUUCCUCCUCUUCCGUAAGCUCUACCCUACACAGAUGCUAACGUGUUCACAAGCCAGUCUCUGAGAAAGGAACCUGAGACGUUGAUGGGGCCUUAGGUAAAGGCCCCCAGUUACUUUGCUGCAUCUGCUUGUCGGAAGGUGUAUUUUUGCUAACUUGAAGGAAUAUAUGCUGUAUUUCAAAUAAGUGUGUGACUUAAUACUUUGGGAUUUUUUUUUUUCCUCUAAAAACUGUACCUGAACACAAGCUUUGAGUUGGUAUUUGUAAUAAUCUCAGGACCUGAAAGAUUGUAGCAUUUAGUGUGUCUUAAAAAUUAUGUACUGUACCAGCCAUGGAGUUUUGUAAAUAAUACCUGUCUCCCUUUUUUUGUAUUAUUUUAGUAAAUAAAUAAAUUUAAUAAAGGGGGGUAGUGAUGGGGCGCGCGCGCGCGUGUGUAUGUGUGUGUGUGUGUGUGUGUGUGUGUGUGUGUGUGUAAGGCUCUUUUAAGGCAAACUGGUGCUUGUUGAAUUUCUAGUUAAGCUCAGCAGGAAUAUGGACAAACUGCUGCUACUGACCCUACACUGAGCAAGGAGGAGGUACUUUAUCCUGCCUUUCCAGUGGUCUGUGCAGCACUAGCAAAUGAGAAUUAAGUUAGAAUCUAAGCCCGUCUUCACAGCCAUCUUGGUGUUUUGAUCCUGGGUGUAGUUCCAGCAUCCUUUAAAUUGUGGCACUAAAGCUUCUACACUUCACUGGUCCUGGUUUUAGAAUUAAUAACUUUCCUCAGAAAAAAAGAAGGGCAGAUUUAGGAAAAAAAAAAAAAAAAAAAAAAAAAAAAAAAAAAAAAAAAAAACUUAACAACAAAAGAACCUCACCUUCCAUAAGACCCCUUAUGAAUUUUGGAUACAUGAGAACAUAAACAUUCCUAAAUGUGAGCUUACACUGGCCCUGUGAUGCACUGCUUCGGGGCAGGGAUGUUUGUGUGUUUCACUCUGCAGCAGCUUUGUCCAUAUUCCAGGUGUAACUAGCAAACCCAUUUUGAAAUAAGAGCCUUAUUUGAUUCAAAAUAGAUGUUUCCUGUCGAUCCUUUGUGACAGGGUCUUUUACAUGAGUGUUUUCUUUUUCUUUUUGUAUAUGUUAUGUGUUUGUUGUAUUAAAUAAAGAGGACUGUAAAUAUUGG
This is a messenger RNA of Cricetulus griseus (Chinese hamster), 13338 nucleotides long. The record is from RefSeq and is a predicted model, not a curated record. NCBI's taxonomy places the organism in Eukaryota, Metazoa, Chordata, Mammalia, Rodentia, Cricetidae.